UGUCACCUAUCAGUGCCAAUCAGUGCCGCCUAUCAGUGCUGCCUAUCAGUGCCAUCCAUCAGCGCCAGUCAGUGCCACCUGUCAAUGCCAAUCAGUGCCACCUAUCAGUGCUGCCAAUCGGUGCCGCCUAUCAGUGCGCGUCAGUACCACCUAUCAGUGCUGGUCAGUGCCGCCUAUCAGUGCUAUAUAUCAGUGCUGCCUUUCAGCGCCCAUCAGUGAUGCCUGUCAAUGCCUAUCAGUGCCACCUACCAGUGCCUCCUCAUCAGUGCCCAUCAGUGCCACCUAUCAGUGCCCAUCAGUGCAGCCUCAUUAG
Messenger RNA from Staurois parvus, 313 nucleotides. Lineage: Eukaryota; Metazoa; Chordata; Amphibia; Anura; Ranidae. The record is from the annotation of a GenBank genome assembly.